Symbiodinium sp. CCMP2592 is the source of this 600-nucleotide messenger RNA. NCBI's taxonomy places the organism in Eukaryota, Dinophyceae, Suessiales, Symbiodiniaceae. The record is from the annotation of a GenBank genome assembly.
AUGGACGUCCUUGCCGAAAACCAGUUAGCCAAGUACUCUCCACAGGAGAUGGCGUACUGGCACUAUGGAGCCCCGGGUAAAAACAACCCGCGCAACAUGGAGCGCCAGCAGGCUGAGCUGCCAGGCUACCGACUCCUGGCGGUUGAGGCGCUGCCCAAGGUCAAGGCCAAGGUGCGUGCAGAGAUUUUUGCCGCCCUGGACGACGAACAGGUCCAGCGCCCACAGCUGCCUCGCGAGAAUGCCUUGAUCAACGAGCUUAUCAAGGAGUACUUCGAGUACAACGGGUACUACCACGCACUGUCAGUGCUACUGGCCGAGAGUGGCCACCCCGAGGAGCCCCAGUUCGAUCGGCGUUUCCUCGCCUCCGAGCUCCGAGUCCGUGAGGAUGACCGAAGCAGGUCUCAUCCUCUGAUCUACGCCCUGGUGCGCGGCGCCUGCGCCAGCGACGUCGGUGCGCCGCCAGCAGCGAUGGAGGAGCGCACGGGUGCCUUCGCGAUGCCCCCCGGUCCACCCGGGCGAGGUUCAGACGUUUCGGACGCGACCCCGCCCCCUCCGGAGGAAGAGGAGAAGCCGAUGUUCAUUCGCGGCGCGAGCCGCUGA